AGCUGCCCCCCAUAGCCUCAGGAGGGGGGAGGAGCUGUCCCCCAUAUCUCCAGGUGGGGGGACAGCUCCUCCCCACCCCAUAUCUCCAGGUGGGGGGAGGCACUCCCCCCACCCCAUAUCUCCAGGGCGGGUGGGCAGAGAUGGACUGGGUAACUCAAGGAUGAAUAAAUAUACUAUUAUGUGGGGGGAAGAGAGAGGUUUCCAAUGGGGUGAAGGUGCCGUCGGGCUGGAGCUCUGUAUUAGGGUGAUGUCCCAUGGGAUUGGAGGGGUUGUUGGGGUGAACAUCCUUUGGGAGCAGCGUGAGGGAAAAGAUUCUGCAGGGUGGACAGGGCAGAGUGAAUGUACCGUGGGGCAUGUACAGGAGGUGAGACCACAUGGAAAUCCCACAGGAGCAGUGGGGAAGCGGCAUAUUGGGUGGAUAGCCAAGAAGGAAUUGAAAGGAGACGAGGAUGGCACUCCGUACCCACCUCCCGGAUACGAGACUAGCUGGCUGGGAUCUGGCGGGACUUUAGGAGAUGGGACACCAGGGCUUUGGUUUGUCCCUGAAACUGGUGGUGCGCCAACUUGUGCCUGGGGAGUGAGAGCUCACCAGGAGACACGGAUGAGCAGAGAGCUGCCGGACGGUAACAGCGAUGAGGCGACGUGACCUGUGGGCAAGCUGCAGCAGCGCUGAUCGGGAGCGGUGAAAACCAGACUCUUGUAUACGCUGCCGCCCUCCUCCCCAGAGACCCGAGGGGCUGUAAUGGCUUGAUUCUCUGGGAGUCUUGAAAGACACUUGAGGAGAGACGGGGAGUUAUUUCAAGGCUUGGAGAGACCAGUACAGAACUCGUCCGCUCCUUUCAGUGGGGGAAGCUUGGGGUGUGUUUAUUAGCUUUGAACCAGGAUAGGGGGAGCUGUGUGGCCCAUUCAGGAGGUGGAGAGGCCCUUUCCUGCUGUUCCUCCUGCAUUGAGUCCUCAAGUGAGGUCCUGAAAGGGGGAGGGGGGAGCCCAGAUACCCCCCUCCCCCAGGAGAGAACCAGAGGCCAGGAGUCCACCAGAAACACUGAGCCGACACCAAUCAGGUCCAUGGCCGUGGAGUGACACCUGAGGGAUCGAGAGCACAAGCGAGCGGGGGGGCCUCUGUCUGUGAAGGAUGCUGAAGAAGAGCAGCCUGGUUCUCUGGGGCGUGGUGCUGUUUGUGGCCUGGAACGCCCUGCUCCUUUUCUUCCUGUGGACCCGGCCCCCAGCCUUCGACGACCACAGCCACUUGACCGAGGAGGUCAUCCGGCUGGCCCAGGACGCAGAGCUGGAGCUGGAGAACCAGAAGGACCUGCUGCGGCAGAUCCACCGGUACAGCGCCCUCUGGAGCAAGAAGAGGAAGAAGGCGGAGGAGACGGGUCGGCUCCCGCCGCCCGCCGCCGCCUCCAACACUGGGGCUUUGCCCACCACAGAGGCCGCCCCGCGCCGGUCCCAGGCCUCCCCGGAUGCGGUCCUGCCCGUGGUGGUGAUCGCCUGUGACCGCAGCACGGUCCGUCGGUGCCUCGACAAGCUGCUGCACUACCGGCCGUCCCGGGAGCGCUUCCCCAUCAUCGUGAGCCAGGACUGCGGGCACGAGGAGACGGCCCGGGUCAUCGCCUCCUACGGCGAGGCCGUCAUGCACAUCAAGCAGCCGGACCUGAGCGACAUCCCGGUGCCCACGGACCACCGCAAGUUCCAGGGCUACUACAAGAUCGCCCGACACUACCGCUGGGCCCUGAGCCAGGUUUUCCGCACCUUCCAGUACCAGGCGGCCAUUGUGGUAGAGGAUGACCUGGAAGUGGCUCCAGAUUUCUUCGAGUACUUCCAGGCGGCCUUCCCGCUCCUGCUGGCUGACCCCAGCCUCUGGUGUGUCUCGGCCUGGAAUGACAAUGGCAAGGAGCAGAUGGUGGAGGCUGGCCGGCCGGAGCUGCUCUACCGUACAGACUUCUUCCCCGGCCUGGGUUGGCUGCUGCUGUCGGAGCUGUGGGACGAGCUGGAGCCCAAGUGGCCCAGAGCCUUCUGGGACGACUGGCUGAGGCAGCCGGAGCAGCGGCGCAGCCGCUCCUGCAUUAGGCCCGAGGUCUCCCGCACCAUGACCUUCGGCCGCAAGGGCGUGAGCCACGGGCAGUUCUUCGACCAGUACCUGAAGUUCAUCAAGCUCAACGACCGCUUCGUGCCUUUCACCCAGCUGGACCUCUCCUACCUCAAGAAGGAGGAGUAUGAGCGCUCGUUCCUGCCCAAGGUCUACGACGCCCCAGAGCUGCGGGUGGAGGAGCUGCAGGGCAACCAGCGUCGGGAACUGGGCACCGUCCGCGUGCAGUACAGCAGCCGCGACUCCUUCAAGGCCUUCGCCAAGGCCCUGGGCGUUAUGGAUGAUCUCAAGUCGGGGGUGCCCCGUGCCGGCUACCGCGGCAUCGUCAGCUUUCUUUACCGCGGCCGGCGGGUCUACCUGGCACCCCCUUCUGACUGGACGGGCUAUGACCCCAGUUGGAGUUAGCACCGUCUCUCACCGGACAUUGACCCUUGAGCAUGUUGGACCCAUAAAGAUCAUGGAGCGGGUGGGCGGGGUGUGUGUGUGUGGGGCAGGGACUCAGACCUUGUAUUUUUGUUUUCUGAGUGGCAUUCGAGUGCAUUCCGGGGUGGGGCAGGGUGUGUGUGUGUGUGUGUUUGUGCACUUAAUACGGGGGGAGGGGAGGGGGCAGGAUUAUUGUGAUGCCCCGAUGUGGGGGGGCAGGGGACUGGGAUGGGGCAUGCUGAGGCUUUCCCCACUGCCCUCCCCCUCUGCACCCCCAGUGCCUAUCCCCUUUCUGACAUUGUGAUCUCCCCUCUACCGUGUCCCUGGUGGUUUCUCCAGGGUGGGUGGGUGGGGUCAGAGCCAAUGCUGAACCGAACUGAUCGACCAGUGGCUACUUUCCCAGCCUCUGUGAGCUGCGGGGGAAGAAUGGAGAGAGGGGGUUGACCACCUCAUCCAGGGAGGACCUAAUGGUGAUGCCAGGACCUGCUUAGGACCUUUGGCAGUUCCCACCUCGCCAUCCUUAGUUGGGGGCAGAGUGGGAGUGGGCAGGGGGUCACCUCUGGCUAUAGCUGGAAGGGAACAUUGGAGAUGACGGGGCACCCUUGAUGGUCCUCAAGGGCCCAUCGUUAGCUGUAGGGGAGUUGUGCAGGGGCAGGGAGCUUUAUGUCAAUGAUGACCUCUUUGGUGUCUCCAUCGGACCAUCUCUAGCAUGGUUGGAGCAUCAGAACCUUCUCGUCCUUUGACCUGUGCAGUGGUCCCCAAGCAGCCCUCUAGGUCACAGGUGUGUGAGGAGUUGUCCUGGCUUCUCUCUAUCCAGCAACCUUACGUCUCCCCAACAUUCCUCUGUUUGCAGUGGGUGUUCCACCACGGCAGUCCCUUCACUGUCCUUCAUUGCCGCUUUUCUACACUGUGCACAGAGGAAGCUUGUUACGGAGCUGGGGCUCUGCAAUCUGGCUCGUGUCACUCUCUCUGGCGAGGAAGGGAGAGACCCGAGCUUGCAGCCUGCCUUAAUCCUCAGCGGGGGCCUCCAUCCUUUCCCGGGUUGAAGUUCGGUUCAAAGUUGGCUCAGUCCCUGCCCGAUGGUGGCUGAUUCCCCUGCUGCCAUGGUUGAGAGGACCAUUGAUGUAGCAGUGGGGAGAGACAUGAGAUAGCACCAUGGAGGAGAACCCCAGGGGUGGUGGGACACAAGAAAAGGGGCUCUCUGAUAACGAGCCCUGCCUUAUCUAUGGGGGUAGAGCCCCCUCUCCAGUCUCUUAGAGGUGCUGCUAAGCUGUUCAAGAGCCAGUUUGGGGAGGGAGAGUUACAGUUCAGACCUCAUUUGGCCAAAACAUAGACCACACCAAAGGGUAACUUUUCCCCCACUGUAUUAUUUUGCUGUAUUGUCCUGUUUUUGUUUUAAAUCCCCUUAUAUCUUCCCCAGUCUGGGAGGUGAGCCAGGGGAGGAGGGAUACCAAACCGCCCAUUGGCAUCCUACAUCACCCAUGAAAUUGCUUGGUGCCCUAGGGCAAGUUUGGCAAAGGAUGGGUGGGCGCAGAAGCUUCCUGCCAUCCAGUCCCUGUUGGUGAGGUCAGGCAGAGAGGAGCUCCCAUGUCAACAGCCAAGGAGGAGAUGGUCAUUCCAAGAGAGUAUUAAAGGGUCUGCAAAUGUACUGUCUCCAAAGUGCCCCUUCCCUCCCAGCUCUGGUCGGCAAUAUCCAGAGCGCCUGAGGCUUCCUCAGAGUAGGGGUGCUUCAGUGUGUAUGUAACUUUCCUCCCCUCCUUGGGCCAGGAUGGGGGGAAUCUAUCUGAAGGAAGAAUCUCUGGGAGAGGGAGGUCCAUUUGUAGGUAGGAUCUUCAAUGGGAUCCAGCCAGCUCUUCGGGGAGCCCUCCAGGUUGGGUCGGAUCCCCGCCAUUCUCCUGGGCAGGAACUGGGAGCUGGGCAGGCUCUUCCAUCCCGCCUUGCCUGCGGCAAUUCAAGUGAGCCCACCCCCAUUCCAUUUGCUCUGGGCUGUGCCACCCUCACCACACGUGGCUCUGAGGUAGGGCUUGCUGCCCCGUGCUGCCGAGAGGCCUUAGACUCUGGCUGACUUCAAGGUGAGGAAGACGGUCCAGCGAAACGAAGCCCCUGACUACGUUGUGGCCGAUGGAGCUCCCCUCGCGAACCCUCCCUGCUCCUGGCCGAAGCAGUGUGAGGUUCUGGUGGAGGGAGUUUUCCCUCUGUGGGUUUGCAAGAGAGGAGUAGAUACAACCAGCUGUGGUGCUCUUACCCUCUUGGAGAGGAUCCCAUCCCCUACCCCCAAACACUGAGGGUGCCUGGGCAGCCAGUUGCUCUGUUCAGCCUUGGACGGAGCGGGGUCUGCACUGAGGGGAGUUGGGAUGGAAGCCCACCCUUUGUUCAAGGAGGUUGAUUUAAAUCAGUUUCCUUUUCUAUAGCGGUUGCUCCCCCUACCAUGGGAGUUGGGAUUACUCCAUGAUUACCCUCUCUGCCUGCUGCCCCCUUCCCCCUGGAGGGGGGUGGUGAGAGAUUGAACCACAUGCCUGGACCAGUCUUGAAGCCAUUCCUAGUGGAAGGGGUGGAGGAGAGGAAGAAAUUUUGAGCAGGGGGGCUAGGGUGGAGAGGGGGAGAGAGGCUGUUUUUAUGUCCAAAUGUCAUUCUGCGAAAGCAAACUUUAAGGUGCAGAAACUAUUUUCCAGAAUAAAAUAAAAGCCAGACCUUUUUCGGCUCGA
This is a messenger RNA of Chrysemys picta bellii (western painted turtle), 5217 nucleotides long. The record is from RefSeq and is a predicted model, not a curated record. NCBI's taxonomy places the organism in Eukaryota, Metazoa, Chordata, Testudines, Emydidae.